Pecten maximus is the source of this 612-nucleotide messenger RNA. Its product is annotated as ficolin-1-like. NCBI's taxonomy places the organism in Eukaryota, Metazoa, Mollusca, Bivalvia, Pectinida, Pectinidae. The coding region runs from base 1 to 612 and encodes 203 amino acids. The transcript has 7 exons. The record is from RefSeq and is a predicted model, not a curated record.
AUGGAUGGAUCAGCCCUCAACAGCUGUUCAGAACUUCCUCCUCGAUAUCCCUCGGGUGUUUAUCAAGGUGUUACGACAGAAGAUAAAAUGUACUCCUUCUUUUGUUACUUUGAUUUGAACGGGGGGAAAUGGAUGGUGAUUCAGAGAAGACUCAGCAGAGUUGUCGAUUUCCAUCGCAGCUGGAAUGAGUAUAAGAAAGGCUUCGGAGAGCUCGAUGGGAAUUUCUGGAUUGGCAAUGAUUUCCUUCACCUCGUUACAAACCCUCCGAGGAUUCUACGUAUAGAAGUUGAGUUCGUUGACGGGACUAAAGGAUAUGCGCAAUACGCAAACUUCCAGGUGGCCAAUGAAGAUCAGAAGUACAAACUUGCUCUGAACGGUUUUACUGGCAAUUUAUCUGAUAGUGUGAGUCACGUUGACGGCGCCUACUUCUCCACACGCGAUGUUGACAGCGACGAGAACCCUCAUGGAAGCUGUUCCGAUGAUUAUGGCGGUUGGACCUUCUGGAAGUUACUGGUGGCUACGUAUCUGAGUAGCACACGAUAUGCCAUGAAAUAUUUCCAGAUCGGAUUUUCCAUCGAGAAGUUGGAAAAAGGGAAUUCCCCUAAAAGGUAG